AUGGAGAUAAUUAUCAGAGACGACCUCUCACCCCCUGAUGAAGUCCUCGAGGCUUUAGCGCACCACAUGCCCUACUCCCUCCCAACAUCACGGCGCAUACAAUUCAUGAACACCAGCGCAGGACGCCAAACAGCAUACUCACACAUCCUAUCUACAUUCGCCGCCUCCAAACCGACAUCCACAUCUACUUCAUCCCCGACCCCAGCCCCAGAAUUCCUCAUCGCCUACCUAGAUUUCUCACGCGGUCCCAACGCAGAAAUGUGGCUCUACUCCUCCAUCGAGCACCCCACGAUCCCCAGCUCGGCCGCCGUAUGCGAGGCGCAACUGCUAGCUCUGCUAACACACGUUGCGGGCCUCGAACAAGAAUAUGUAAAUUCAAAUUCCGCUUCCGCGCCGCGGGCAAACCAGGGGAACAUGUUAAUCGCCAGUCUGCAUGUGAAGGUCUGGGGAUUGCUGAAGAAGCACUCGCUGGUUAAGAUGCAGAGUCCGGAACACUUGAAGUUUUUGUUCAAGGUGGCGAAUUUACCGGCAGUGAGAGAGCUGCCUGAGGGGCUGGUGUGGGCGUCUGUGAGAGCAGAGGAUAUCCCGCUUGUGUUGUCGCGGACUGCGAUUCCUUAUAAAGCGGAGUUGAUGAAGGCGCUCCCCAGCGUCGCUAUUCAAACAAGCGCUGGCGUACCAAUCGCAUGGGCAUUUCUAGGUCCAGAUGGAUCACUGAAAACGCUACACUGCGAGGUUAGCAAACCAAGCACUCCCCCGUACCGUAAGCGCACUAUACUAACCCAAACCUACCACCAGGAAGAGUACCGGGGACGCGGACUAGCGAAAGCAGUUUCCGUGAAGCUACUCCGUGACCGAGCCGUGGAUCUGGUGCAGGACGGCUGGUAUCAUGCUGAUGUGGCGGUGGAGAAUCUGCAGAGUCAGGGGGUGUGUAGGAGUUUAAAGGGGACUGUUGAAUGGUCGGUUUAUUAUGCUUGGAUCCGUAUAUCCUAG
Molecule: messenger RNA, 990 nt
Organism: Lachnellula hyalina
Lineage: Eukaryota; Fungi; Ascomycota; Leotiomycetes; Helotiales; Lachnaceae
Exons: 4
Coding region: 1-990 (329 amino acids)
Source: RefSeq, a predicted model, not a curated record